Penicillium chermesinum is the source of this 246-nucleotide messenger RNA. RefSeq lists its product as uncharacterized. The transcript has a single exon. The coding region runs from base 1 to 246 and encodes 81 amino acids. NCBI's taxonomy places the organism in Eukaryota, Fungi, Ascomycota, Eurotiomycetes, Eurotiales, Aspergillaceae. The record is from RefSeq and is a predicted model, not a curated record.
AUGCAGAUCCGUGUCUCGCAUGUGAUGCCGAUGAAUCCGCGAUCCACAGUGUUCCAAAAAAGACCACGCAGAACAACCAAGUUGAGUAUCCAGCAUGCCAGUCCUUCAGAUUACAGCGGAUCAAUUGUGGCCAAGAAGCUGGAAUUCAUAAUGUUUGCACUUUUUGAGUAUCCCUCUAUCAACAAUAUUAAGGACAUGGUCAUCAUCAUAAAGGCGAUCCCAACCAGGCCAGUAGAGAACGCCUAA